This is a messenger RNA of Hydra vulgaris (swiftwater hydra), 982 nucleotides long. RefSeq lists its product as uncharacterized. The record is from RefSeq and is a predicted model, not a curated record. Lineage: Eukaryota; Metazoa; Cnidaria; Hydrozoa; Anthoathecata; Hydridae.
UGCAUUAAAAAUAUGAAUAAAAAAUGUUUUUUUUUAUUAUAUUGCGAUACUUACAUUUUUUAGCGAUAGUAAAAAAAUAAUGGGUUUUUUAAAGUUGAUCGUUGCUCAUUUAAUCAAGUAUCCUGAGCGUUUGUUUUUGAAAUUUUCAAAAAACAAAUUUGAACCUCAAAAUAUGUUCGAGUUACUUUUGACAUUGAAUGAAUUGCAAGAAAUCAUAGUGAUUUUAGAAGAUCAUUUUUUAAAAAAUGUUUAUCAAGGCGUUAAAAGAAAAAGAAAUUCUGGACAAAGUUUGGUAGUUUAUCGAAAAAAUCUGAAAUUAUUUGAUUCGUGGAGAGAUCACAAUGUAAUGAUCGACAACAAAUGGAGAGAGGUUUAUCAGGUUGUGUGUAGAGAAUAUGAUAAUUACAAAAUGGAUAUGGAAACAAUGACAGAAGAUGAAUUUUUAGAACGCAUCGAGUUUUGUCUUAAAUUACGUUACAAUAUGAAUGAUGAUGAAUAUUUUUUGUAUAAUUCUGUUUAUAAUUUUAUUUCGAAAUUAAUUAAACCGUACACAAAAUGGGAUUGUCACAUGGAUCAGUUGAUUGAUUUUUUUAUUUCUGAAGAUGCAAUCGAUAUUUUUGCUACUAGAUUCAACAAGGUUCCUCUUGUUAUUAAAUUACUUAAUGUGCACUAUUUGGCCUUGAUUCUUGAAUGUUGGAAAAAAUCACCGAGCAUGAAAAAUCAUUUUGAUGAAUAUGAUUUUUGGACGUCUGAUCAAAUUGAGCGUUAUGAAAAUCAGACGUUUAAUGAUAUUCAAGUGGAUCGACAUCAGAUGCAAGCAUUUAUGACGUAUUUUAAGCUAACAAUGCGAUAGGUUCGUUGUAUGAGGAAGAUGACAAAGAUGAUUUCUGGGAAAAAGUCAAAAAUCAUUACUUUUUUGGACGCCUUAUUGUUUAAUGAUUUUUUUGUUAAAUUUUUUUUGUGAAUAAAAAAAGUUAUUAUU